AUGCUGUUCUUCCGAGGUUCACGGGAUGACCGGUAUUGAACGGCGACGACCGUCGCUGACCGUUCGGGUUUUCAAAAGUGGGGUAUAUUCUAGCGGCAAAGUUGUAACGAAGCAUAUUCGGGGGAAUCGAUUUCCAGGGCAAAGGAAGAGCUCGGUUUGGAUGAAGCGCAAGGGCUUCAUCGCGGAAGGCGAUGUGACGCUGCUGCUCAAGAGGUAUGAUUCUAGCACGAUCCUGUCGCUGCUGUACGAGGUCUCCAAGCAAGCCGGCGGGCGCGUGAGCUGGGACGAGAUCGUCAAGGAUUCCAAUACCGGGAUCAAGAAUGCGCGCGAGUACCAGGCACUGUGGCGGCAUCUCGCCUAUCGCAAGGAGCUCGAUCCCGACGGAGAAGAGCUCCCUUUGGAGGACGAUGACAGUGAUCUGGAAUUCGAUGUCGAGGCUUUCCCGAGCGUCUCUUCGGAAGCAUCAGCUGAUGCUGCAAGCUAUGUCAAUGCUUUGAUGGGGUUCUCCACAGACAUAGCGUUUGCGAAUGCCGACUCGACUGCGUUGGGCCUCACGUCCAUAUAUCCUGGCUUUUCGAGCGCUCAAGCUGCGGGCUUGGAUUCAUACCGGACGAAGCGCAAGCCUUGGACGGCACAGGAGGACGAGGAGCUUGUUUCCGGCGUGGAAAAGUAUGGAGAGGGGAACUGGGCUGCCAUUGUCAAAAGCGUUUCCAAGCACGAGAGGACUGCGACACAGCUAGCGCAACGGUGGGCGCUGAUAAAGAGGCGACGCGAGACUGCUGCUCCUCCACCAGCUAUUGCAGCUCCAGCGAGACAGGGACCAGGACAACAGUGCGAACAAGGCCUGAAAAAGCCAAAGGUUCUUUCGGAGCUUUGUGAGCAGAACGGAAUCCCGGGGCUUCCCGUGCAUCCCGUGGUACCUCCGCCAACGAGUCUACAAAAGCAAUUACAAUCGACACAAGUGCGGACGGAAAAAGCAAGCGUUACGAUGCCGAGAAAGCUCACAUCUCCAACUCCAGCUGUUUGCCGGACAAGUUUACCGAGCCCGAGCACCACGCCAGCCAAGCCCAAGCCUACGGCUCCAGUGACUGCCAACGCUCAAAAGCUCUCGGUGGUGACAAACCAACAAGUUACGUGCGUUUCAUCGGUACAGGUCUCACCACCACCGUCGGUGUCACAGUCGUCAGCAGUGAAACCAAGUAAUCUAGCUCCAAGUAAUCUAGCUCGGACAAACUCCAUGCCCAACCGGGCUCUUCUGGGACCCGAUCCAAUGGUUCAAGCAGCAGCUGUUGCGGCUGGAGCACGGAUAGCUCCUGCGUCCGCCGCGGCAUCUUUCAUGAAGGCGAAAAAUGUGGUUCACAUCCGCCCGCCAACAAUACUCAGCUCACCGAGCACACCCAAGCCAAACAUGAAGAACAGCUCGGGAGGAAGAGCUUCUCCGGUUGUGCACUACAUCCGGACGGGUUCCGGCGCCCCGCCGCCGAUUCUGCCAUCCUUGAGCGCGAAGAGGUCAACGAAAGCAGCAUCAGCAGCGAAAAACUCCACCGCCAGCAAGCUGAACUUGAAGAACACCAUGAGCAGGCUGGCGGUGAACAGCAGCUCCAGGGACCAGGCAUUGGAAGCGAGCAAAAAGAGGAAGAUCAUCGUGGCAAGGGAGAACAAUGGGACGCUAAACAGCCAUGUCAGCUCGUGGUACGAGGUGCUGGAGGAGACGAGCGGCGGAGCCGAUACCAAGAGCUCGCCGCCGGCGACGAUGGCGGUGGUGGAUGUGGACUCGGAUACCGACGAGGUGACCGUGGGAAUGGGGGCAAUGGUUUGCACUUCGAGCAACGAGUCGUUCAGCCAGAGCGCUUUCGGUGGAGCAGUAACACCAAACGGCGCGUCUCCGCUCUCGCAGAGCUCGGGUGGCCUGUCGGAGUGAAAGCGAUGCCAAGGUUUUUGACAUGGAGGAGGCUCUUAGUUUCUAGUUUAGGUGGAUAGUAGAACACAGGAGGAAGGGAGGGCGACUGAAAAGCCACAGCUUUAACUUCAAACGAAGAGCAGCAGUGAUCAAGGCAAACAAAGUCCGUGUCCCAGAUCCGAUGCGCGGCUUUAAAAACGAAACGAUAAGGAUGAGAAACUCCCCGAGAAGAUGGGAUUUCUCUCACGCUCUCACAGCUCACUGUUCUCGAUUGGCAUUCCAACAGGGACAGGGUCAAGCAGCGGCGAUCAAACUUGUUGGAACCGCGCGUAAGAAAAAAAAAAAAGUGGAAGACGUGUUUCACUGCAGAACACACCACUCUUGCCAACCAGACGAUUGAUAUCUUAACGAAGUGGAGAUUACGGAGAUCCGCGGCAAGCGAAUCUCGCCGUUGAAUUGGUCACCGGCCGCCACGCGGCAGCCCCGCCACCGUCCAUCGCCACGUAGGUUCUGUUCCGAAAGCGACGGGCGUGACGGGCGCGUGACGGGGAGCUCUAGCGUCGCCCCCCUUCUCUCUCUUGCUCGCUUUUUUUUCCCUCCACGCGUGCGCCGCCCAAUGCUGGUAUUGGUAUAAAGCCAUCGCCACACCUCACAUUUUUUGGGGCAAAAUUGUUAGUGUUAGAGUAGCGGUUCUUCGCUUCUUCUCCGCGAAGAGCGUCUCACCGGUGAGAGAGAAGUGGGCUCGCGACUGGACAGGGCGACAGAGCGUCGAAUCGCGAGGAUCUGUGAAUUGGGUGCGUGCGGGCGGGCAGCAUCUCACUUGGGUCUCGCUCGAUUUCUCGAUUUCCAUGGCGCAGCAGGACGAUUACCAGCAGGCCGCCGCGGCGGAGGCGCCCGUGCCAUGCGCGAACAACUGCGGCUUCUUCGGCAACGGGACGACCAUGAAUCUGUGCUCCAAGUGCUACAGGGAUUCCGCCAAGAUGGCCAUGGCGGUGGAGAUCUCCAGCGGCGCGGCGCCAAUUCUUCCAUCCGGGUCGGCAAAGGCCCGAGCUUCGCCGGCGGCGGCGCCCAGGGAUUUGCCCCAAUCUUGCUGCGAGGGAUCGAGCGAGGGAUCGCGAGGAUCUUGCCCGCCCCCCGCCGCCCCAGACAGGUGCUCGUGCUGCCGGCGGAAGGUCGGGCUCAUGGGCGUGACGUGCCGCUGCGGCAAGGUGCUGUGCUUCCCCCAUCGAUACCCCAGCGAGCACGGCUGCGAGUUUGAUUUCCAGAGCCAGGGCCGGAUCGCCAUCGCCAAGGCCAACCCCGUGGUGAUCGCGAGCAAGAUCGACAAGAUUUGAUCGAGCCACCAUGGAAGAACUCCCAUCUUUUUCUUUCCUUUUAGUCUUUUCUUUCUCUUUUAGUGUUCGAUUGAUUGAUUCCUCUCUUCUCCUCCCAUUGGUUGUAGCAUAUUAAUACGAAUAGACGAUUCUUUUAUGAGUA
Selaginella moellendorffii is the source of this 3376-nucleotide messenger RNA. RefSeq lists its product as uncharacterized. NCBI's taxonomy places the organism in Eukaryota, Viridiplantae, Streptophyta, Lycopodiopsida, Selaginellales, Selaginellaceae. The record is from RefSeq and is a predicted model, not a curated record. The coding region runs from base 26 to 1921 and encodes 631 amino acids. The transcript is spliced from 7 exons.